AUGGUAGCUGUACGGCAGAUGAAAAAUGUUUUCAUUGGCUUUAUUGUAAGUUUUUAAGCAUUAUUUAUAUAAUGUUUUGUUUCAAAUCUUUGAACUUUUUAAAAAGGCUUAUAAAACGACUUAAUGGUAUGAGGUAUGGGGACCAAUGCAGGUGCCAAGCUUUGGCUUGAGCCACGUCUGUUGGGCCUACACGUGCUGACUCGGACUUUUUAAAGUUUUUAUUGACCCGGCUUCAGGUCUAGGUAGGAAAGUCAUUGUUCUUUUUUAAAAACUUUUACUUUAUUAGCUUUGAAUAAAAAUUCUUAUUAAAGAAAUUAUUUUAAAUUUAAUUUUUUCAGUUUGUACUAGUAUGUGUUGCCAUACCCAUAUCAGUUUAUACUGGGCAUUCAGAUGUAAUACUAUCUAAAUUAACAGGUAAGUAUUGUAUUACAUUGUUAGAUAUUGUUAUUCCUAUCAAAUUUUAGAUAGAAUGUAAUUUAAAAUGUAUUAACUUUUGACCUUUUUAACUUUUAUUUUCUAAUUCAACUACAAUAAUAAAUAUUAUAUUAAGCGAUAUUAUGUGUAACAUAGGGUUUCUUUGCGGAAUGUAUGUUUACAUUUUUUGUAUCUUGAUUACAAUUAUAUGGUUUCACGUUUAAUGCACUAUCUGUUACAGAAAUAACAUUGCAGUAACGACUACAAGAAUAGAAAUGAGCAAACCUUGUAUUUUAGCAAAAUUUUACUAUUUACAGGUUUCAAACUUUCCAAAAUUUUAAAUUAACUUUAAAAAUAAAAAUUAUUUAUUAUAGUAAGGUAAUUUUUCAGAUUUUAAAGUCAACUUUGUACCUAAAUUAUCACAAGUGGUACAGGAAAGUACAAGUGAAAGCAAAAGUGAGGAAGAAGAUGAUGUUGAAGAAGAAGCAGAAGUGGAUAAUAAUGAUGUAGAUGCUACAAAAAACCAGCAUUUUAAAAUUGUUGAGCCAACCGAGUUUUUUAAUUUUACAUUAACACAUCCUUUUGAAAAUAGCUGUAAAACGCCUUUUAUACUGCCAAGUAAGUAAAAUGUAAUUAAAAUCAGUUUUUCUAUUUUAUUUUACAAUGACAUAGCCAAACGUUAACAUUAUGAGUUUUGUUGUAUAAAAAAUUUUAGUCGAGCCAGACAUAGAAACCUAUGUCAAACAUUACAGACGAGUAAACUGCAAACAUAAUCGAACAAAUGUGCUGGUGGAACAGUUGGUUGAUGGUGAUAUUGUUGUCAGUUACUCUCAUGAUUACACAGGGGCUAAGCCGGUGAAAUGUAAAAUGAUUGAACUGUCAGGAACGCUGAAGAAAGACAAAAAUAGAAUUUUUCAAGUCAAGCCAUGGGUUGAGGUAAGUUAACUCAAUUUUUUAGGCUAUUCUACUAGAACUAGGCAGGAGCUUCUGGCAUGGGAAGAACGGGUUGAGAGAGGGGAAAGAAGGGAAAAAAGGGGGUGGGUGUUUUUUAGUACAAUCAAUGUAAUUUUUUAGCUACCGUUUAAUAAACGUCUGACGAUUGACAAGAACAACUUUUUGAUCAAAUGUACUGACAAGAAGCAAAAGGGUAAGAAAUUGAUUCAGAUUUUAAAAAAGUCAAAAAUAAAAUUUUUCAAAAAAAUUUUUAGUAUAUUAUUUUAAAUUUCAGUAGUGUUCAAAAACGUGUAUGCAAAUGUGAAACCUAUGAACCCUUUGCCACCACUGAUCUCAGAUAGCCCAAAAAGUUUUGGAGUGAACAUAGUAGUGUUUGACAGUACAGCACGAGCUCAGUUCUUGAGGCACAUGCCUGAAAGUGUUGAGUUCAUGAAGCGGUAUAACUUUACUGUACUUUAUGGGCAUAAUAAAGUAAGUUUUGAUUGUUUUACAAUUUAAGAAAGCUAAAUUUUAGACUUGUGGUUAUUAAGUUUGAGCCAAUUUCAGUGGUUUUUUAUUGUUUCACCUUGAUGUUCGAACUUUAAAACCUCUAUUUUAAGUACUAUAAUAAAAACUAAGCUAGUUAAAUAUAAAGAAUCUAAAUUUAUAUCUUAUCAAACACAUAAUCUUACUGUAACCUCCACAAAAAGCCAAGAAACAAUGAUUAAAAUUAGAAAGCUUAUCCGUUCCUAACCGUGUUCAGUCAAUUAGCUCGAAUUAAGGAUUAGUGGACUGGAAUGGGUUAAAUUUAGCCGAGUGGGAUAGCCGAACAAAGAGAUUGUCGUGGUUAACAUUUUUGCCCAAAUUGGCUUAAAUUACACCGGAUUAACCGUACAUAGUUCUCUAUCUUGCUAUGUAUGUGGGAUUUGACAUUUCCAUAUUUGGUAUGUACGCACGUUUACCGUAUGUAAAGCUUGUGUAAGCUUAUUAGUGUUAUAUAGGCUUUAUAUUAAGAUAGAGGAAAGCUGAUAUUUCUAUGUGUAGCUAUAUGUUUUGUCAAUCUUUUGUAAGGUAGUGUAGAAAUACUAUGUCCAAUAGUCUCAGAUACCUAAAUUUAUAAUUUUUUCCUUAGUAAUGAAAUUUAUGUAUAUGUUAUCACACAAAGAAACAAAGAUACCACAGCUUCUAUAUAUAGGUUUAGAGAUACGGUUAUCGUCAGCCGAGGGGGCGACACAGGAUUAACGGUAAUUUAAAGAUAUUUUAUGUUAAGAUUAAAUGAGUGGGCGAUGACGGUGUUCAUAGAGAUAAAAGUGUUAUAAAAAACUAAAAUAACUUGAGUUACUGUAAAUACGUUAUAACACAGAUAUAUAUGAUUACAGCAACUAUCGCAUUUGGUUUUUGAGACAACGCAAAAUGAAAGGUGUGGUAGGGUACGGUGAGAUAGAGUAACGUGAGAUAUUAUGACCUUUAAUAGGGUAAGGUACUAUAAGGUAAAGUACGACAGAGUAGAGCAGUGUAUAAGUAAAUCAAUGCACACAAACCACAUGUGUACAUAUGUAACAAGGUGUGCUACAAAACAAAAAAGCGUAACAAAGAUUUUAUAUUACACUAACUGAUUUUUGUUUUUAAAGAUACAUUUUAAAGAGUCUUACUCAAAUUUUUUUUUAAAACCGAAAAAUUGUAUUGUUAGAGCUUUCAAAACUUUUCAAAAGAUGUAACAUUGCAUCAACCACACAAACCGUGCUGUAUUGUACAAAACAAAACGGUAUGCUUACGCUGUGCCAUGUUGAAAUACAUCAUCAUGUGAAGCAUAAACAAAGCAUGACAUUAUGUCGUGUACAAAAGAAACAGGAAGCUGUUACAAUAAGCAGGAAAUGAGUGACAAGCCAUUUAAAAUGGAUGAGAUUGCUAAUAAUAACUGUAGUACAACAAGUUAAUUUAAUUUUAAUUUGGAACGGAACGACUAAUCAAGGCUCUGGAUAUUAGGCUUUAAAUAAAGAGUAUUAAUUACUGAGUGGGUUCGAAAGUAAUUAGGACAUGAUUUGCAGAGUUAUUUUUGAUACAAUUGAUUUAGAGGGAUUGAUGUUUAAAGUGGUUAGCAAUAUAGUAAUGUAGUCUAGGGUACCUUUGUAUAAUGGUUAGACUCAAUUUUCAGAUCGGUUGAAUACGGUUCAAGAGUCGGAAUCGGUCCCAUACGUUAUUGACCGGACUAAACCUUUCAACAACUAAAUCUCUGAUCGGAUUAACGGCCACUGCAAAUCUUACCUCAAAAAUAAACCAAACUCAACAUGCAUAAGCGAUAUGUUACCUUGCUAAUUCUAUCUUCAGGUUGGUGACAACUCAGCCAUAAACCUAGUGCCACUUCAUGCUGGUCGUGUCUUUCAUGCUGAUGUUAGGGGUCUUGAUGAUCGUAUUCGGCCUGAAAUGGAGAUACCAAAAAGUGAAUUGAAGAAGAAUUACUGGGACAACUCUGACUUUUUAAUUCAAAAAAUGAAGGACCUUGGAUGUGCUACGCUUUGGAACGAUGACAUUGGAAACAAAAACUACGGGUUAUUAAAUUAUUAUCAAUUCAACGGGUUUUACAAGCCUCCAGCUAACUAUUAUUAUAGGUAAGGUGUCAACAAAGGCCACGGUUUUAAAAAUUUCAAAAAAAAUUUUUUAAAUUUGUCGGUUUCAAGAAUCGACUGAUUUUUGAAUCUUUCGUAUGUUUUGAAGCUCGAGUUUCGUGGUAUAGUGUAAUAGGAGCCUAUCUUACAUGAUGUUUUCCAUAGCGCUUUACCGUGACAAUAAGUCAAAAUCAAUACUAAAACUUUAUAUAAUUUUAUCAUUUUCAGACCCUUCUACUCCUACAUAUACGAAAACUUUAAAUAUGCUCACACAUGUGUAGCCCACGACUUCCUAGGACAACGUUACAUCGAAAUUUGGGAGAAAUUCGCUGCAAAAUUUCAAAAAAACUGUCAUUUUGGAUUCAACUUUUUCACAGCUUUAACUCACUCAAAGACAUCUCACCUCGAAUUAUACGAUCAUCACUUUGCAAACAGUUUGAAGAGAUUAGCUGAAAGUACGGAUUUGUUCGAAAACUCGUUUUUAUUCGUUAUGGGCGAUCAUGGACAGAGGAUGGUAUGGUUUAUACUUGACUUUAUAAUUACCUGAGUAUCUUUUAUAGUUGUUGAAAAAGGUUUUUAUCAAAACGUAUUUCGGUUAUUCAAGUAUUUUUCAGUUGAUAAAUUUUUAGUUCACAGUAGUUGAAAAGAUAUAACUUUAGGAAUUGAUUCAAAAGAAAUAUACUGGUCGAAUUGAAGAAAGAAUGCCGAUGGUUGGUGUCUAUGUACCACCAAGAUUCAGAGAAAUGUAUCCAGAGAAGUAUCAGAAUUUGCUCAAAAAUCAAGUCAGUUUUACUUUUUUUUGUGAAGGUUUCAAUAGAGUAGGACUCUUGUAUAACAAGCUUCUUUAUAAUGAAAACCUUGGUAAACAUACUAAGCUCCUGUAUAACUUAAAGGUUAACAAUACACAGUGCAUUUAAAACAUCUUUUUAACAAAACUGCUUUAUAAAAAAAAUUUAUGUUCUCUGAGCGACUUGUUGUGCUGGAAGAUUUAAAACUUGUUUGUUGUAAAGGAGUUUCAUCAUACAAGAGUUUUAAAUGCACUGUGUAUUCAUGAACUUAAAAGCUUUUCGCUAUACGGGAUUUUCGUUAUCGCAAAGUUUGUUAUACAGGAGGUGCAGCUUGUCCUUAGUAAGGCUUAUAAAACAUCUAAAAACCUUAAAGUAUAUAACUGCAACACGUAAAAACUACGUUAUCACAUUAUUUUUGCAUAGUUUUACGUUAUACUGCACGUUUCAUUAGCUAUUUUCUACGCCUGCAACCUUACUCAUACGCAAAGCCUGCCCUAACCUUCGUAAUAUGGCUAAUAUAAAAUUAGCAUAAGAAAUUUGAACUUAACAUAAUAGGCUUAAUAUACUGAACAUAGUUGAUUCAGUUCGGUCAGGGUUCAUUUCAUUGUAUUGACAUUGUUUAUGCCACCGUAAGCAUGUUUAUAUUAUAGUACGUGCAUUAUAUUUUAGUAGGGGCAUUAUGUUAUAGUAGGAGCGCUAUAUUAUAGUAGGGUAUUAUAUUAUAGUAGGUGUAUUGUUCGUGUCAUAGUAGGUGUAGAAUACAUCAAGAUAUCAUAGCGUAAUGAUGUGAUACAUGUUACCGAGAAUUAGCAGAUUAAAUGUAAAUUUACAAAAAAUAGAUUAACUUGUGCACGUUUUGAGUAUAUGAUGUUUGGGAAACAUACGGCGGAAGCAUUACCGUAAUUUCUAUUUUCGUAUCUUUAUAAUUCGAUAUUACAUUGUGAUAGUAGGAGUGGGCUUUGAUGUGGAAAAGUUUUGCACAGAGUUUGAGAGUUUAGUCGUGUCACGAUUGGCAUUUAACCAGAUUUAAAUGUUGUAAAAUUUGCAUUUGGCAUGUAGAGGAAGAAAAGUUUUUAAAAUUAAAGACCAAACGAUAUGGAAGUUACUAUAAUAUUUUGUUCAUAAUACAGUAGGAACGUUAAAGUUUAACUUUAACAGCAUAAAUAGCAAGCGUAAACAGGUAAUGUACGGAGGUUGUAAAACGUGGAGUAUAGAUGGCUUUAUUGGAAGGUCUUUGCCCUGCCUUUACCUUGCUUUUGCCUUGUUUUUGCCUUGCCUUUGCCCUGCCUUUGUCCGGCCUUUGCUCUGCCUUUGCCCUGACUUUGCUCUGCUUUUGCCGUGCCUUUGCCUUGCCUUUUCCCUACUUUUGCUUUGGCUUUGCCCGGUUUUGCCCUGUCUUUGCUUUGCCUUUGUUCUGCUUUUGCUCCGCCUUUGCUUUGCCUUUGUUUUGCCAUACCAAACCAUAAAAUAAUGCCUUGUGCUUUGUACGCAAAAGGGCAUAACAAGGUGCUGGCAAGACAUAAAAUUUCUAUUGUUUUGUUUUGUAAUCAGACCGAUACCUAUUUUUUGAGAUAGUAGGUUUUCUGCUAUUAGGCUCACAGUUCAAAGUUUAAAAUAUAAAUUUUUUAACCAAAAGUAGUGUAGCAGAACACCUUGUAAUCAAUUUACACAAAGUCAUGUAAAUAUAAAUUAACUUUUAAAAUUUAGAACCGUCUAACAACAAACUUUGAUCUCCAUGACACAUUACGUGAGAUACUAGACUUAACUGAACAUUCUGGAGGCCCAGUAGGAAACUCAUUGCUCAAGGAAAUAUCAACAGAUAGAAACUGCAAAGAAGCUCAUGUACCGGAAAACUUUUGUAUGUGUAUGGUUGAUGCUGGGAAGGAUUGGCUUGAUGAAGUUGAUGUGGUAUGUUUUAUAAGCUUUUAAGUUGUUUUUAGUAUCUUGUUUUAGUACGUACUCAUUAUCGUUUCAUUUACACUAAGCUAGAUUUAAAGUAUUAUAUAACUUAUAUGUUGAGGUUUUAUAUGUUUGUAAGACUAUGUUAUAGUAGCAAAAAAGCUAGUUUGAGCUUCUGAACAAAUAAUCUGUAAUGCAUAUUUGUGCUUCAACUAUUUGUCUACCAAACUCAGCCUACGGUUUCUCUCAAUGACUGUAAAAUUAGAUUGACAGCGUAUUAGGAAACCAUACCACUGCCUUCGUAUUACAAUCGUAUUCAGGAAUGUUACGGUACGGACAUUAAUCGGGUGCCCAACGUGACUUGA
Molecule: messenger RNA, 7005 nt
Organism: Bursaphelenchus okinawaensis
Lineage: Eukaryota; Metazoa; Nematoda; Chromadorea; Rhabditida; Aphelenchoididae
Source: the annotation of a GenBank genome assembly